UGCCGCGGACCGAGUAUAAAUGCCGACGGUGUCGAGGGCAUCGGCGUCACUUCUGCUGAACUCGUCCUCCAGUCCACCACCAUCACCACCACCACCAUGAGCGGGCUCAACAAGAUGCUCGUCCCCCUGGCGCUCAUUCUGGCCGCCACAGCCACCGCCAAACCGACGCCGACGGAUGAAACUCUCUCGGAAUACGAGUUGCAAGGGCACAACAACCAGGCGGCAGAAUUAGUUCCAGGCCGGCUGCUGCUGCGACAGGCGUUUAUGCGGCUGCCACCGAGGCCUGCCAGGUCCUUUGACACAUUGACCGGAGCUUCUUUUGGCACCAACAAGCGUGGCGGUGGUUUUGACUCAAUAAAUGGUGUUUCGUUCGGAGGACAAAAGCGCAAUUUUGACGAGAUCGACAGGACAGGCUUUGACGGCUUUUGGAAAAGGAACUUUGACGAGAUAGACAGAACAGGCUUCGAUGGCUUCAACAAGAGAAAUUUUGAUGAGAUCGAUCGAAGCGCUUUUGAUGGAUUCUACAAACGCCGCGGUCCUCCGGGAAACUGAAUCCUGAGUCUCCUACAAUGCCCUUCAGUUAAAUGUAACUAUAGCUGAUAAAAUGUUCCACAAACGCACGACUUUCACCAUAUCAAUCACUUCCAUACCUUAAAACCUUUCAAGAUGUAUCAAAAAUGUAUUUUACAAACACUAGGCCGGAAAACUUUGCUUGUGAAAAGUACUAUUAGGCUGGCGUUUGUGUUUUUUACUUUUUAUUUGAGAAUAAAACAUUUACAUUUAACCCAAAGGAUACCUAUGUAUUUGAUGUCAUUGCUGUGAGUAGCAUUAGGAGUUUAUUCACGUUCAUCACUAAUUAAUGUAUCCCCUGAUUGGCUGAACUGACCUUACCAAGCUCUCAAAAAAGUACAAUUAGCUGUGCUCAAGACAAUUCUCAUUUUAUUUUUGUCAAACCCCUACUCAAAAUUGUAAAAGAAAAAACUCAAGGUAGAGUUGAUCUGACAAUGAGUUGACCACCACGAUCAAUAUGAGUAUUUUAGGGAAGCAAUAAAAUAAAUUUGUGUCUAAA
Molecule: messenger RNA, 1069 nt
Organism: Cloeon dipterum
Lineage: Eukaryota; Metazoa; Arthropoda; Insecta; Ephemeroptera; Baetidae
Product: orcokinin peptides type A-like
Exons: 4
Coding region: 97-552 (151 amino acids)
Source: RefSeq, a predicted model, not a curated record